AUGGCGGAGCCUCCUGCAAAGCGUGCCCGACGGGUUGAUAGCUCGACAAUGUGGGACAUGAAUGAUACACGAACUCGUUCCCCAGACCCAGAAUCGGACCGCGUCCAUCGCCAUUCCCCGCCCCCUCGAGAUGACCGACGCGAUGGCACUCGGGAAGAUCGCCGGUAUCGCUCCCGCUCACGAGACCGAAAAGACAGAAAGCGAGAAAGGAGCUGGUCUCGAGAUCGCAGAGACCGAGACCGAGAUGGGCGCGGGGCUAGGGAUCGGAAGAGGAGUGUGAGUCGCGAACGUGCCUAUGAGAGGAGAGGCUACGCACCCAAGGGCGAUAGAUUCCGCGAACGCUCGCGGUCUCCGGUUCGAAAUGGCGCCAAGUCUCGCUCAAGGUCACCACCUCCUCGGGGAUACAAAAGCGACCGUCGUGGCGACCGCAGAGAUCCACGGUCGAGGGAGGAUGGACGACAUGCGAAUGGCGUAGCUUCAGGCCCCGGUCGCUACAAGGAGGAAAUGGAUGUGGACUUCAAUGAAGAUGCGGACGAAGACGAGAUGGAGGCUCUCAUGCGAAAGAGCAUGGGUUUCACACGGUUCCGGAGCACCAAAAACACCAAGAUUCCUGGAAACGAUAUCUAUGGAGUGCGGAAGGAGAAGAAGAUCGAAUACCGACAGUACAUGAACCGCAUAGGCGGAUUCAACCGGCCGCUCAGUCCCUCGCGAUGA
Molecule: messenger RNA, 714 nt
Organism: Penicillium alfredii
Lineage: Eukaryota; Fungi; Ascomycota; Eurotiomycetes; Eurotiales; Aspergillaceae
Product: SNUT3/LISCH7 family protein
Exons: 2
Coding region: 1-714 (237 amino acids)
Biological process (GO): RNA splicing
Cellular component (GO): precatalytic spliceosome
Source: RefSeq, a predicted model, not a curated record